UACGUAUGAGCGUAAAAAAUAGAAACUUCCAAGAUGGCUGAGUCCGUAGGAUCCAUGCAUUUAGCAGCUAAUGGCAAAAUAAAUCCCCCAAAACCCUUGGUACCCAAAAUACCGCCUGAGAGUCGACCACAGUCUUCCAACGAUGUCUUCCCCCCACCGCCCAAGAAAGUCAGAAUCGAGGAGAAAAGCUUGAAGCAAAAGAAAUUGAACGGGGACGUAGUGUGCGCAGGGGAAAAACACAACGGGAAGCAGAGUUAUGGAAGCCCAGCGAAAUGGAGUUUCGGCCCGGCCAAGCCGAGCAACUCCACCUCGCCAGCUCCCGCACGAAAGAUCUUCAAGAUCAGCAACUUUCUUGCCUCUCCUUCGAAAGUGAAGAAACCGAAGGAGAAACGUCACAAGGAAAAAGAGAAGAGCGCUAAAACGCAGAGUUCACUCCUGGAGAAAGUGAGCCCUGCGAGUUGCCAUACAAAGACGGAGAAUGGUGAUGUGAAGAUGUUACGAGAUCACACUGGCAAAGACGAGGAGAGAGAAAAGAAAAGGGAGAACGAUAAAGAGAGGGACAGGGAGAAGAAGAACCACCAAGGGAUGGUUGUGAAUGAUGAUGGGAGGGAGAAUGGCGAGGUGAAAACGCCACUGAAAGAGUCAACAGAAAAGCCAAAAUUCAACUCGGAGGACGAGCUCCUCUUGAAAAAGCUAAAGAAGAAGAAGAAAAAGAAGCACAAAGACGGCGAGCGGGAAAGACGCAGCCGACCCAAGAUGUACCACCGCUCCAGUCAGACUGUGUGUUCUGGUGUAUUUGUGGACCUGCCGGACCUGCUCAACACACCAGACAGAAGUAACAACAGCACCAAUAACAGUUUCUUCCAAACCUUCCCAAGUCCCCAUCAGGAUCCUUCCAGCACCACCACUAGUACUUCUGUGUCCACCUCUACGGCCUCCAUGGUCAGGGAGAGGUUGGGGUACGGCUCCCCCCUCCACAGUGCCCCGUCCCUUGGCAUGGCGGGGCUGGAGUUUGGCAGUCUGAUCCACGUGGAACAGCAGGCCAACGGCGGGGCGUUGGUGGCCCAUGCCUACACCCAGCAGCUGGCCUGUCUCUCCCCGGCUGAGAUGCAGCGCUUCGCCCAGGAGUUUGUCACCCUCUCAUUCAGCGAGGACCAAGCCGACGCGGCCCAUUACGUCAUGGGCAUCAUCCAUGGAGCGGCCUCCUACCUACCAGACUUCCUGGACUACUUCUCCUACAAGUUCCCCAAUGCGCCCGUCAAGAUGGAAGUGCUAGGGAAGAAGGAUAUAGAGACCACCACCAUGGCCAACUUCCACACUCAGGUGAAGCGUACCUACUCCCAGGGGACGUACCGUGCAGGGGCCAUGCGGCAGGUCAGCCUGGUGGGGGCCGUGGACGAGGAGGUGGGAGACUACUUUCCCGAGUUCAUCAACAUGCUGGAGGAAUCUCCCUUCCUUGAGCGUACCCUGCCCUGGGGCACGUUCUCCAGCCUGCGCCUGCGGAGCCCCACAGAGAGUGACGACGGGCCCAUCAUGUGGGUCAGACCAGGGGAACAGAUGAUCCCUGUGGCUGACAUGCCCAAGUCCCCCUACAAGAGAAAGAGGUCGACCAAUGAGAUCAAGAACCUGCAGUACCUGCCGCGGGCUAGCGAGCCCAGGGAGAUGCUGUUUGAGGACAGGACCAGAGCCCACGCCGACCACAUCGGACAGGGCUUCGAGAGACAGACCACCGCAGCCGUGGGGGUGCUCAAGGCCGUGCGCUGCGGAGAGGGUGAUGCUCCUGCCAGGAUAACCAAAGAUGUGGUGUGUUUCCACGCUGGAGAUUUCCCUGAAGUGGUCCAGAGGCUCCAGCUAGACCUGUACGAACCACCCCUCUCACAGUGUGUGCAGUGGAUAGACGAUGCCAAGCUGAACCAGCUGAGGAGAGAGGGCAUCCGCUACGCCCGUAUCCAGCUCUACCAUGACGACAUCUACUUCAUCCCCAGGGGAGUGGUGCAUCAGUUCAAGACUGUGUCUGCUGUCUGCAGCCUGGCCUGGCACAUCCGCCUCAGACAAUACCACCUGGACCAAGAGAGGGAGGAAGAGAGCUGUACUUCUACACAGGCAGCAGGUCAAGUCAUAGAGGAAGAAACGGAGGAAAGUGAGGAGGAGGGAGGGAAAGAGGACACUCCUACGCAGACGCAGGUAAAGACUGAGGAAAAGGAGGAGGCAGGGGGAAGGACGCCUGUACAGGAGCCGCCACCAGUUUGCAAGGAGGAAGACGACACGGAGGAGGAGGGAGGGGAGAGAGGAGGCUGCACAUCUACACUGGCAUUCCCUUUGGUCAAGGAGGAGAGGAAGGAAGGAAACGCAGUCACAGAGACACUACUGGAAGUCAAGAAAAGAAAGGAGGAUGACGAGCAUCACAAGAUAGAAGAGAGGGAGAGAAAAAGAGCAAGAGAUGGCAGUACACCCACGCAGAUGCCACCACAAGUGCAGAUGGAGGGAGAUAGUGAACUCUCAAAGGCGUCACAACAGACUGGCAUAGAGAGAGAGGAGGAAGGAAGACAUCAGAAGACACCUCCACAAGCCCAGAAAGAAAGAGAGAGGCUAAUAGAUGGUAGCACAGCCACACAAACACCUCCACAAGCCCAGAAAGAGAAGGACAAAGGGAAGGGGAAAGAUUUGGAGAAAGAUGAAAAAGAGAGGGAAAAGGAGAAAGUGGAGACCUAUGGAUGCACUCCAAGCCCCGCCCCUCUCCCUGGCAGACAGGUCUCACCACCACAGUGA
Molecule: messenger RNA, 2769 nt
Organism: Coregonus clupeaformis (lake whitefish)
Lineage: Eukaryota; Metazoa; Chordata; Actinopteri; Salmoniformes; Salmonidae
Product: lysine-specific demethylase RSBN1L
Exons: 9
Coding region: 34-2769 (911 amino acids)
Cellular component (GO): nucleus
Source: RefSeq, a predicted model, not a curated record